AUGGAUGAACCAAUCGAACAAAACACAGACUCCCAGGAGCAGGACAUCCUUCUUGAAACACCCNCUGAGGAUGUCUUUAUGGCUCCUUCAAUCGACAAGGUCAACAUCGCCAAAGGAGACUCAUAUUCCUACAUCUCGCCUGUACCCAGAAUGCUUCAGGACGACAUGUCGAUAGAGUGUGUCCUGGGAGUCGACGAAGCCGGCAGAGGUCCCGUACUCGGUCCCAUGGUCUACGGCCUAUACUAUUUACCCCUGUCAAUGCACCGCUCUCUGCUGGCCGACACGCACCACUUUGACGACUCCAAGGUCUUGUCGCCAGCUGUCCGCUCCUCUUUGAUGCAGGCCAUCUGCACCCCCGGCACUGACUUGUACGAAUCCUCCGGAUGGGCCACGCGUGUCAUGUCAGCCAAGGACAUUUCUUCCGCUCAAAUGAGGCCCACAGCUACAUACAACCUCAAUGCUCAAGCCAUGGAUGCCACCAUAGACUUGAUCCAUGCCGUCUUCGCCCUUGGUGUUAACCUGAAAGAGAUCUACAUUGAUACCAUUGGCCAGCCUGCCGCUUACCAGAAGAAGCUGGAGCGUAUCUUCCCUACUGUCAAGAUCACUGUCGCCAAGAAGGCCGACUCGCUCUACCCCUGCGUGUCGGCUGCCAGUGUCUGCGCAAAGGUCACAAGAGAUGCUGCCCUUGAAGUCUGCUACGACGUUUUCAAGAACGCUGUUUCGAACGACAAGAAUGUGCCCGAACAACCUGCCGAAGGCUGGGGAUCCGGAUAUCCCAGUGAUGCUCGCUGCUCUACUUGGCUGAAGAAGAACAUGGAUCCCUUAUUCGGUUGGGGAAACGAGUGCCGUUUCAGUUGGUCGACUGCCAAAGACUUGCUCGAAGUCAAGCCUGCUGCAAAGGUCAACUGGCCUGUCGCAGACGAUGAAGACUCUACCAAGCUAACAAACUUUUUCAUGUACUCUGCCGAAGAGCAUGCCCAAGGAGAAGAUCAACUCUCUACUUGGUACGGUAGACGUGUCACCGAAGACGUCUUCUAA
This is a messenger RNA of Aureobasidium vineae, 1038 nucleotides long. The record is from the annotation of a GenBank genome assembly. Lineage: Eukaryota; Fungi; Ascomycota; Dothideomycetes; Dothideales; Saccotheciaceae.